This is a messenger RNA of Micropterus salmoides (largemouth bass), 2611 nucleotides long. RefSeq names its product ras and Rab interactor 3-like. Lineage: Eukaryota; Metazoa; Chordata; Actinopteri; Centrarchiformes; Centrarchidae. The record is from RefSeq and is a predicted model, not a curated record.
UAAGCAUACUGUAAUUACAAUACUAAAAACGUUCAGACACGUGAGCCUAGCUCCCAGGACACAUCACAUUUGUUUCCAGGUGAGAUUAGGUGGGAGGGGAGGAGGAGCCAGAAACAAAGGUGACAUCUCCGGAUCUGGAAACACAGGUUAUGACAGGCCAAAGUGGAAGAGAAGUUGAUGGAAGAAUAAGCAUGCCAUCAUAAAGUGGAUCCGAAGGGGAUAAGAAGAAGGAUCGGGGCAAAGAGAUGGCACAGCAAGAAGAACCUCUGUAUGAUUUCCCAGAGCCCACCCAGCCAUCGGUGCACAAGUUCUUGGGGCAUCAAAGGGGACGGGCCUCUCUGAGAAGCAUCAGCGUCCUGGACCGUCUACUGCUCACAGUUCCUGUCUGGUUUCAGCUGUCAAUCAACCCUGCCACCGCACUGCACAUAAUGCAGAGGGAGCCUCCUGGGGCCUUCCUGGUGCGGAAGUCUCGCACAUCGCAGAGAAACGUGCUGUGUGUCCGUUUGGCGGAUGACAGCGUGCCGUCCUUUGUUCAGCAGUUUGGCAUCAGGGAGGAACACUCCACUCUGCGUCUGGAGACUUCAGCCAUCAGCUUUCCAGAUCUCCCAAGACUAAUUUCCUUCUACUGUAUCAGCAGAGAUGUAUUACCCUUCCCUCUGGAGCUUCCUGAAGCCAUUGCAAAGGCAACAUCCCACAAAGAGCUUGAGUCCAUCUCACAUAUGGGAAUAGAAUUCUGGAGUUCCCAGCUAAACGUCCGGGGGCCACGAGAGGCACCUAAGCCUCAGAAGAACAUGGAGAAGAAGCCAGACACUGUAACCUCAGCCCUGACUGCUGCUGCCCCACAGACCAGCUCUGCUGCCCAGCCUAAUUUAGCCCCUCAGCCCGACUUGGACAACCACCUCAAGACAGCACAUGAAUCAGACACUGCCUCCAAACAAUCAGGCCUCAAUCCCACCCUGUUCCGUGAGUUUUGUCCAAUCACAACACGCAGCCCCAAAGAGCUGGACUGUGGCUCUGGCCAGGGCGCUCUCUGUUUCGUCAACCCCCUUUUCCUGCAGUCGCAGAACACUUUGUCCAGACGGCGUAUGUUCAAACACAGCGUCAAGGUUCGGGUUUCCACUGAGACGUCGACCAUGCUGUCGCCCCCGUUUGCCCCCCCUCCUCCACCACCUCUAAUGCCCAAAACCAAAAGGAAAUGUACAGUCCAGAAAUGUGGACAAGAAACCGCCCAUCCCAGUGAAGGCCCGGGCCUUUUACAGGGUGAGAAGCCAAGUCAAGCCAUUCAGAUUCUCACAGUUCAGGACACUCGGCCCCAGCCUGUGAUACAGGCUCACGUGGAACCAGGCCCAAGUAAAGCUGGAGUCAUGGGAGAAGAGGCUACAGUUCAGCUACCAACAGUAAUAGAGCAACUUCCGGAUGUCUCAGACUACAUGCAGCCCUCUGCAAUGAUCAGUUUCUCCCAUUCUCCAGUUGUUUCUCCCACGGCGCCUUCCCUUUUCCCCAAAGUAUCUUCGUCCAGCUCGCCUCAUGACUCUCCAGGUGCUACUCCCAAUCUCUCCCCUUACCUCUCCCCAUGUUCUUCUCCCAUGGCACCUCCGCUUUUCCCCAAAGUAUCUUCGUCCAGCUCGCCUCAUGACUCUCCAGGUGCUACUCCCAAUCUCUCUCCUUACCUCUCCCCAUGUUCUUCUCCCAUGGCGCCUCCGCUUUUCCCCAAAGUAUCUUCAUCCCGCUCUCCUCAUGACUCUCCCAGUGUUCCUCCCAAUACUUACCUCUCCCCAUCUUCUUAUCCCAUGGCGCCUCCACUUUUUCCCAAAGUAUCUUCAACCCGCUCUCAUGACUUGGCUUCUCCCUCUCUGUCGCCUCAUCAAUCCCCAUCUCUCUCUCCAUGUGACUCACCAAGUGCUUCGCCCCCCCCUUUCACAGUCCCCAUCUCCUCCUAGCUCAUCCCCUAUAUCUCUCCCAUCACCUCUCCAUCCUUCUCUCAGCUGGUAGAGCAGGCCUAUCACACACCUGCCUCAUCUUUAAGAUCAGAUCAUCAAAGACCAGUGAGCGAGGCUGAGGAGGAGGGAGCAGGAGUGGAUCAAAAUGAGGACGAAGAUGAUGAGGAACUGCACAAAAAGAGGGAAGAGGAGGAGAGGGGUCUGGUUUUACAGAUGAAUGCUGCCUCUCUAAAUGAGACAGACAGCUGCAGCUCCUUCAGCAGUGUUGAAGUAGCAGCAGAGACUCCAUCUCACUCACCCUACAAACAGGAAAUGGUACAAGCCUCCUCAGAACAUUUUAGACUCUAACUGACUACAGUAUGUUUUAUCAUGGAGCACUGUGUAGAAUCACAUAGUAUAAAUUCACAAGUUUUAUAAAACCAAAAAAGCUAAUGAUACGGGUUGUUUUGCAUGUUAAAAGUGCAACUUGUGUACAUGUUUUAUGAAGUUAUAUUGUGAACCAUUUUAAAGCAAACCCAAACAGAUUUCCUACCUGACCAGGGAGCCAUUUCUUUCCUUUUAAUAUCAGUAUUUUCUGAAAAUUAAACUGCAGGGGCAUUAAACUUGAGUUACAUAGUCCACCACAGGUGCCUUCUACUGUCAUAUCUAUUAGAAUAAAAGCUGAGAUUUCA